AGAUUGAGCUGCUAGAUUUCAUGCCCAAGGAAGUCACAUUUCCUUUCUCUUGCUUGUUUAACAAUAAGUGGACCUUUAUCUCGAGAGGCCUGGAGUUUACAUCAGUGAGAGCAGUUUCACAAGGUUAUUUUUUUACUGCAUAGCUAUCCAAGAUGAAGCUAAUCCUGAAAAUCUCCUUCACCUUCACACUGUUCUACACAGUAGCAGACACACUACAAUGCUACACUUGCGAGUCUGAUGAGUGCAGCGAAGCAACGUUGGAGUUGUGUUCUGGGGGAGAGGUGUGUUCCACUAGGACAACAGUAUUUGGUGAUUUAGGCACCAGAGUCUCUAAGGAUUGCACCACGAGAGAGGAAACCUGUGUAUUCAUGGACGCUACAACAAGAACAUCAAUCAGUGGUGGAUACACACACACCUCCAACGCCGCGUACUGCUGCAGCACGGACGGCUGCAACAAGAAUACUCUCCCAGUUCUCAGUGACAAGCCCAAUAAACUACAAUGUUACACCUGCAAGAGUAAAGGGGAUCAAGUCUGCAACACAGUUGUACAAUGUGUUGGAGUUGAAGACCACUGCUUCAAAUAUACAGUGCCCGUUGGUGAUGGAAGUAAUGAUGGACGACACCUGGGCUGUGCCUCUGCUGAUGUAUGCCGUUGGUCCGAGACAUCCCCCUCUACGCCUAACUUCAACUGUUGUGAAGGGAGUCUCUGUAACAAAGCCACAGGGAUUGGACUGAGCUCUCUCCCUCUUCUGCUGGGACUCCUCAUCUCACUGGUCUAGUUAGUGGGAGGAUUCACGGUACUCCCAACCGUUAAGAGUGAUGUGUGUCCACAAGAUCAGGAAAUGUUGGAGGUUAAUUUGUUUGUAGAAAUUAGGAAGGAUGAUGAUUUGUAUAAGGCUUUUAAAAUAAAUAGUAAAAAGUAGGCCGUUUUAAUAUCUUUAAUUUGGCACUCUACUCUGUAGUGGGAUAUGAUUUUAACAUCACUGUAUUUUAUAAAUGCUUAUUAUCACUAUACCACUGCAGUGUAUGUUACAUAAUGUAUAGUACAAAGCUCAAGGUUGCACCCUUCCUCUCUCAUAGGGCCCCAAUCAGGCCUUUCCUACGCACUUCUCAGUAGUUGGUAUUCAGACUUACCUUAUGAAGGUGCAUAACGGGCCUUGCAGGUGUGGUUUCCUUGCGCACACUGAGUAAACAAAUGUAAUUCAGCUGCUGAAAACCCCACUUGCUGGCCAAUAUAUUUUCUCACAGAGUUUUCAUUCAGUAGGGUUUUCAGUACAUUUAUCUUAAGCAAUUCCGUUAAAACCAUAACUUUUUGGGUGACUUGACCAAAUUCACAUAGACAUGUGAGUUAUAGAUCUUUCAUUCCCAUUGAAAGCAAGUCUAAGUAGCAGUAGAUCUGUUCUAUGUGUACUAUUUCUAUGCUUCCCGUUCUGAAGUUCCAUUUUUGCAUAAUUUAUUUUUGGCUUUGUACACCACUUUCAAACAGCUGAAUAUGCAAUAUCUUUGGUUAUGGAAAAUAUAUUUCAUAGCGGUUUAGAUUGUACAAUGAUUAUCUACACAAUGACUGCUUGUUAUGUCACAUUAACUGAAAUUCCGAGAACUAUUUGAUUUUUUGCAAACAGCAAAUGGCGGAGUGAUCUCUGCACAGGGUGUCUUUACGGUGUGCCUUUAAGUAGAAUUUUGUGGACAGAGUGUCACGCCUUGGUCUUAGUAUUUUGUGUUUUCUUUAAUUAUUUGUUCAGGCCAGGGUGUGACAUGGGGUUAUUGUAUUGUCGUAUUGGGGUUUUUGUAGGCAUUGGGAUUGUGGUUGAUUAGGGGUGUGUCUAGUAUAGGCUUGGCUGCCUGAGGCGGUUCUCAAUCAGAGUCAGGUGAUUCUUGUUGUCUCUGAUGGGGAACCGUAUUUAGGUAGCCUGGGUUUUUAGGUAGCCUGGGUUUUGUAUUUCGUGGGUGAUUGUUCCUGUCUCUGUGUAGUUUCACCAGAUAGGCUGUAAUUAGGUUUCACGUUCCGUUUUGUUGUUUUGUAUUUGUAUCAGUUAUUUCAUGUACCGCGAUUCAUUCAUUAAAGACAUGAGUAACCACCA
Molecule: messenger RNA, 2081 nt
Organism: Oncorhynchus keta (chum salmon)
Lineage: Eukaryota; Metazoa; Chordata; Actinopteri; Salmoniformes; Salmonidae
Product: urokinase plasminogen activator surface receptor-like
Exons: 6
Coding region: 153-779 (208 amino acids)
Source: RefSeq, a predicted model, not a curated record